This is a messenger RNA of Gekko japonicus, 2328 nucleotides long. It is a transcript of the gene SLC35A5, whose product is annotated as solute carrier family 35 member A5. The record is from RefSeq and is a predicted model, not a curated record. Gene Ontology annotation, molecular function: pyrimidine nucleotide-sugar transmembrane transporter activity. The transcript has 7 exons. Gene Ontology annotation, cellular component: Golgi membrane. Lineage: Eukaryota; Metazoa; Chordata; Lepidosauria; Squamata; Gekkonidae. Gene Ontology annotation, biological process: pyrimidine nucleotide-sugar transmembrane transport. Bases 202 to 1494 code for a protein of 430 amino acids.
GGAAAGGGCGGAGGGAAGCGGCUGCCUGGAUUCCUCUGCGGAGGGGUAAGCAGCGAGAAGCUGAGACAGGUGGAGAAAAAAAAUGCCCGGAGAGAGAAAACCAACAGCCGUCAGGUAACCGCGGCCAUUCGGAAGAAAACAAGCACUCCUCCUCCGUCUCUUAUUGUGCAAUGAUAGCAGCACUGAUAGCAAGACAACAGAAUGGAGUCCAAGUUCUACAAUCAGCCUGCCUUAUGGUCCAAGUCAGCCAUCUAUACACUCCUAUUAGGAGGUGCCUUUGUUACUCUGGGAUCAAGUCGUAUCCUCCUGAUGAAAUACUCUGCCAAUGAAGAUAACAAGUAUGAUUACCUUCCUGCAACUGUAAAUGUGUGCUCAGAGUUAGUGAAGCUGGUGCUCUGUCUGAUAAUGGCACUCUGGGUAACCAGGAAAGGAGGAUAUUCUCAUAGUGGAUUUGGCUGCGGUUCAUGGAGGCAAUUCUGUAGCUACAUUAAAUGGUCAAUACCUGCCUUUCUUUAUUUUUUGGAUAAUCUGAUUGUUUUUUAUGUGCUCUCCUACCUCCAGCCAGCCAUGGCUGUGCUGUUCUCAAAUUUUGUCAUUAUAACAACUGCUCUCCUGUUCAGGAUAGUCCUGAAACGGCAGCUCUCCUGGGUGCAAUGGGCCUCUCUCCUGAUUUUGUUCCUGUCUAUCAUAGCCCUUACUGCGGGGACUGGAAGCAACCACCAUAGCUUGGCGGUGCAUGGAUUUCACCAUGAUAGUUUUUUCAGCCCAUCUAACCACUGCCUGCAGUACACGAAGCCGGAGGAUGAAUGCUGGGGGAGAGAAAAUUGCACAACACCGUGGCUCUUCCCCAGUUUCACUUGGAACAUCACCACCACUGCCACAGGAGUCUUGACAUCACUUCAGCUUGGUCUAGGACAUCUGCUCAUACUACUGCAGUGCUUUAUUUCUGCUCUAGCCAACAUUUAUAAUGAAAAGAUACUGAAAGAAGGUGGCCAGUUCAGUGAAAACAUCUUUGUACAGAACACUAAGUUGUACCUUUUCGGAGCUAUGUUCAAUGCCCUGAUACUGGGCCUGCGCACUGAACAUCGAGGCCAGAUAGAGUUCUGUGGGUUCUUCUAUGGCCACAACACAUUCUCCGUAGCCCUUAUUUUUGUCACUGCUUUCCUCGGGCUCUCAGUGGCUUUCAUCUUGAAAUUCCGAGACAACAUGUUUCAUGUUCUGACUGCACAAGUUACAACUGUGAUCAUAACCACCGUGUCUGUCUUUGUUUUUGACUUCAAACCUUCUAUGGAGUUCUUCUUGGAGGCUCCUGUGGUACUUUUGUCCAUAUUCAUCUACCAUUCCAGCAGCCCUCGAUGCACAGAAUAUACUACACAGUGGGAGAGGAGCAAACUUGGAGGAGGUACAUGGGAGCGCUCCAGUGGGGAUGGAGAAGAGCUCGAGAGACUCACCAAACCAGACAGUGAUCAUGAUUCAGAGGAAGAGGCCUUAUAGUGUUUGGAUUCUUGAGUUUUAGACACUUCUCAUUAGAAGAAAGUACUUCUGCAGUUGGGGGAAGGUAAAAGCUUUUUCAUGCAAAAAGGAGGGAAGUUCUUUUUAUUUUUCCCCACUACAGCAGAAUUUUAAUUUGCCUUUUGAUCAAGCUGUUCAAGGAAACAUAUCUAUGUGAUCCUUCUGCAACAGAAAGCAGUUGCUAUGCGAUGGAUGCUGAUGGGUUAGAAUUGGAAACAUCACUUCGAACCCAUAUGUAUUAAGACUGCUGAUUCUUCCAUAUCAGUAAAAAGGGGGUUAAUUCCAUCCAAGCUGAUCUGAGUACCUCAUUUCAAAGUUGUUAUGAGAUUCAGACUUGAUGGGGCCAAAGAGCACUCCAGGCUUUUCCUGCAUUCCAGAGGAACACAUGCAUCUGGCGUCAAACAGUAUUUGAGGUUACUGUAUAUUUCAUUUACUUGUGUCAGGAGUACUUCCCACAUCAAGUAUUGUAUGGUAAAUUUGUCUGUGCUGCUGUGCGUAUAUUUUGCAAGAAGCCAAGGCCACUCAUAUACAAUGCAUGCUGUGUGUCAGAUGCACAAUUAUGUUUUUAGGUGUACAUGUAAAAUAUAGGAGUACCUUAAAAAUGUAAUGUGUUAAGCAGCCUUCAGUGAUGGAUGCAAUUGCAAUAUAUUAGUAAAGAUCCAGUCCAGGCUUAAUCCCGUGUGUUGCUGGGACUGUAAAAGUGCUUUAAAUGUUCUGUUUUACAUUCUAAAUAAGAGUUUUCAUUCGAAUUUCUAGUAUUUCCUUGAAAAACUCAAAAUUGUUUUGUUCUGUUUGAUCACAAAUGAAACAAGCAAC